Messenger RNA from Betta splendens (Siamese fighting fish), 2498 nucleotides. It is a transcript of the gene hpn, whose product is annotated as hepsin. Gene Ontology annotation, molecular function: serine-type endopeptidase activity; serine-type exopeptidase activity. The transcript has 14 exons. NCBI's taxonomy places the organism in Eukaryota, Metazoa, Chordata, Actinopteri, Anabantiformes, Osphronemidae. Gene Ontology annotation, biological process: proteolysis. Bases 276 to 1559 code for a protein of 427 amino acids. The record is from RefSeq and is a predicted model, not a curated record. Gene Ontology annotation, cellular component: membrane.
GCGCAGGUGGGUUUGGUUGAAAGAAACGUGUAAAAGUGCCUUUGAAAACUCUUCCACCGUUUUUUCCCUUCGGGGUCAGUAACCUGUGAAGAGAGCACAAAAGGAUUUACUGAAAACGCGGAUUUUAUCUGGUCUUCGAGGCCGAGAUUACACCUGCUUCCAACAGAACCAGGCUAACGGGACGGUUGGCGACCUACUGUAGAUGAAUCGGAGAGAGAAGGAAGGAAGGAGACAGCUUAUUAUAUACUGUUGCCCUCUGCUGCCACUGUAUACAGAUGUAUGCUGAGAAAGUUGUAACGGAGGGGAAGAUGGGGAGCAGGGGAAUCUCCCUGACCUGUGUGUUGACCCCCUGCCGAGUGAUCGGCAUGUGUGUGACACUGAUGACCUUGGGCGCCAUUGGAGCCGCUGUCUGGGCCGUAGUUACAUAUUGCACAAUGGAAGAAGACACAGGCCUGUAUGAUGUUCAAGUAAAUUCUCCUGACCAACAUCUCAGAGUCUUUGACUCCACCCAUAAGAGGUGGCGUCAGGUGUGUUCCUCCUCAGCCAAUGAAUUGCUUGCUAGCAUCAGCUGUGAAGAAGUGGGCUUUGUCAGAAUGGUGAAUUAUUCAGUCACAUCAGUGCCUGAGGCCAGUGGCGAUGGUGGCGAGUUCUUCUGUGUCAGACAGGAAGAGCUCAGUUAUGGCAAGAAAAUCAAAGACUCGUUAUACCCAUGUGAAUGUGAGGACAGGGAGGUUCUCACACUGCUGUGCCAAGAUUGUGGCAGGCGCAGCUUUGCAGCCGACCGGAUCGUUGGAGGUGUGGACGCACGGCAGGGCAGCUGGCCCUGGCAGGUCAGCUUGCAGUACGAUGGAGUUCACCAGUGUGGAGGGUCCAUCAUCUCAGACCGAUGGAUUGUCUCUGCAGCUCACUGCUUUCCUGAACGGUACCGCUUUGUCAAUCGUUGGCGUGUGCUGCUUGGCUCCAUCUCCAAUAAACCGGACAACGCCAGUGUGAUGGAAGUCAAGACUAUUGUUUACCAUAGCAGCUAUCUGCCAUUUGUAGACGCCAACAUUGACGACAAUAGCAGGGACAUUGCUGUUCUGGCUCUCACCCAGCCACUCACCUUUAAUGAAUACAUCCAGCCUAUUUGUCUGCCAGCAUAUGGACAAAGACUGAUAGACGGACAGAUGGGAACAGUUACAGGCUGGGGCAAUGUAGGGUACUACGGUCAUCUGGCAGAUGUUCUUCAGGAAGCUAACGUCCCCAUCAUUAGUGAUGCUGUCUGUAAUGCUCCUGAUUACUACGACAACCAGAUCACUACCACUAUGUUCUGUGCUGGCUAUGAGAAGGGUGGCACUGAUGCCUGCCAGGGGGACAGCGGGGGUCCUUAUGUGGCAGAUGACUGCCUGUCUAAGACCAGCCGCUAUCGCCUGCUGGGAGUGGUGAGCUGGGGAACAGGCUGCGCUAUGGCCAAAAAACCGGGCGUCUACACCAAAGUGUCCAGAUUUCUACCCUGGAUAUCAACUGCCAUGAGGAAUUAUCACAACUCACCAGGAGUUCACAAAUUGGCUCGAACAUGAGAUUCCUGCACCCAUGCUUCUACUUUUUCAACUGCUGAAUGAGUGUGUGGACAGACACUACAGAUGAUGAUCAUCUAUAUCAAUGGAGAGUCCUGCUAUUCCAUAUUCAUAAGCAAAAGCUUGUUAAAUGUUUGCCAAUAUUUUACUAGUGCAACGUCUAUACAGUUGAAACCAGAGAGAGCAUGAGGGUUUAAACUCAAAGGCAAACAGCUGUUGAAGUUGGUUGUUAUUAUUAGUCAUGUUUGAAGACAUGACAAAGGUAAAUGAAAUGUGUAAAGUGAGAUUUUAUUAUUUGAUUCAUCUUCAGUACUUGAUAUCUUUUUGUGAAAGGGACCAGAAAUUAUUUGUAAUAAAUGCUAACCUUCAACCUGCAACUUCAGCAGUGACUGUACGUUGUGCAAUACAGAAGGACAGGAAGGUACAGACUGUACUUAAGCCUUGUAUACAUUAGAGAUCACAGUGAUUCUUACUUCCGUGAUACAUGUGUUUUUUUAUGAAUAAUUAUUCAUACAGUACAUUUGUCUGCCUAUGUUAAUGAUGGAAGGGGAAGCUGGCACUCAAAUCAGUAUUUUGUUGAUGUUUGUAAAUACUAGUUAAUGUUUUGUGUUGUUUAGUUUAGUUAAGGUAUGUGUUUAUAUCAAAUAUCUUACAAAUGUCUGAAUAAUCCAUAGAUUUUAACGCCAAGUGCAAUAACAGAAUAAAUCAAGUUCUCAUAAAACGUCAUGUUUAACCAUUUUCAGCACUGAUUUUUAGCUCUUUUAGAAUGGGAACCCACUAAACGAGCAUGAUCCUUGUAAAUACACAACAAAUGAUCCACUUAUAUGUACAUGACACAUGACCACGGCUACGUGAUCUGUACAAGAGAAUUACUGUGAGAGUUGUAAAAUUUAAAUUGAUGCAUUGAGUAUUGUAUUAAAAUAAAGUCUUAAUUCAAAAUUA